This is a messenger RNA of Macrosiphum euphorbiae (potato aphid), 249 nucleotides long. Lineage: Eukaryota; Metazoa; Arthropoda; Insecta; Hemiptera; Aphididae. The record is from the annotation of a GenBank genome assembly.
AUGUACAAUGUUGAUACUGAUACUGGUUUGUGUUCAUGUCCACAAGGUGACACAGGAAAACCUUGCAAGCAUCAAAUUUAUGUUGCCAAAGAUCUCAAUAUUGAUAUACCUCUAUGUUUACCAUCUAAUGAACAUACUAGAAUAAAACUACAUACUAUUGCUACAGGAUGCAGUGAUAUUAAAAAAGAUUGGUAUACUCCAUUUCUUAACACCGAAAAUAAUGAAAAUACUGAACUAUGUCCAAAAUAA